Molecule: messenger RNA, 680 nt
Organism: Gallus gallus (chicken)
Lineage: Eukaryota; Metazoa; Chordata; Aves; Galliformes; Phasianidae
Gene: NDUFB5
Product: NADH:ubiquinone oxidoreductase subunit B5
Exons: 6
Coding region: 14-574 (186 amino acids)
Source: RefSeq, marked validated
GCCAGUCCCGGCCAUGGCGGCCAUGAGCCUGCUGCUGCGGGCGGCCGCUGCUUGGGGAGCGCGGCGGGCGGCGGGCAGCGCUCGCCUCCCCUGCCUCGCCGGGGCCGCCCGUCUUCCAGGCACCGUCGCUCCGGUGCGAUACAGCAGCGGCCAUGGGAAGAGAAUGUUCAUCAUCAAGGCAACGAGUUUUUACGAUACUCGGUUUCUGAACAUGUUGAGAUUCUAUAUAUUUCUGACAGGAAUACCAGUGGUACUUUUCAUAACAUACGUCAACAUCUUCAUCGGUGAAGCUGAACUUGCAGAGAUUCCUGAAGGUUAUAUUCCAGAGCACUGGGAAUACUACAAACACCCUAUAAGUCGCUGGAUAGCUCGUUACCUCCUUGACCCACCUGAAAAGAACUAUGAGAAAGAGAUGGCUUUCAUCAAUGUUGAAGCACAGAAGGCUGAAAUGAGGCUGAUGGAGCUGGAGGCACGCAGACUGAUGAGACAGAGGGGAGAUGGACCUUGGUAUCAGUACGAAACACCUGAUAAAAAUCUUGUUGACAAUUCUAUGAAAGCAACACCUGACAAUUGAACAGGUUUAAGGUAGUAUGCAGUUUCAAAUGCAUACCAACAAAUUGUGGCUUAUCUGUGGAGCACACAUCCUGCUGUUUAAUGUUGGAAAUAAAAAGUUAAAAAAA